Molecule: messenger RNA, 5131 nt
Organism: Cherax quadricarinatus
Lineage: Eukaryota; Metazoa; Arthropoda; Malacostraca; Decapoda; Parastacidae
Source: RefSeq, a predicted model, not a curated record
GUGCUGGUGGGCGAGGCUGCAUGGUCUGGGGAGAGAGUGUCGGAGCUGAGGCAGCUGGCUCGGCAGAUUCAGCUACACGUGGCAGAAGACACUGCCCAAGAUACACCCCUCGUCGCUGAGGUUGAACGCCUUGGAUUCAGAAUUACCAACCUGACUGAAGCCAUUACUCAGCUCAGUAGCAAUUUGGCAUUACAAGUUGAUGCUGAAAACCAGCAACAAGAAGAGGCUGCUCUACAUGAGUUACAAGCUGGUAUUAAUGGAGCCCAGACUCUGUUAGCAUUACCUGAACCUGGGUUAGAAGAGGCAGCCGAACGGGCAGUCCAGCUGAAAGACCAAUUAGUGGCUUUAGGUAGUUCUGGCGGGCCCAUUAUUGAGAGUGGCCCAACACAGGUGGUAGAGGCUUGGCAAAUUGCAGUUCGUGAUACACACUCUCGUUAUGAACAAGUGGUGGCGGGUCUCAGUGGAGAUGAUGAGCAACUUGCAGCUGCACUGAGUGCUUGGAAACAGUAUGUGGAUAGUGUGGAGCAAGAGAUGAGUUCACAAGCCCCAGCCUCUCGUGAGGGUCUGCACGAGGCUUCCCGCCUCUGCCAGGUUCACCGUUCUAUCCUUACCACACAGACUAAUGUCUUGCUAACACUUCAAGAGCAAGCACAACAAGUGGAUGCACCUUCACGAAUUAGAAACCUACAAGGCCGCCUACGUGAACUUAUUCUACGCCACAAAACUGUUCUUGCUACAGUGAGUGAACAAGAGCAGAUUAUACUCCAGACAAUUGCCACUUGGGAAACUUAUCGUGUCAAAGUAGCUCAGUUGCAAACCUGGAUAUUGGCACUGGAGCAAGAGAAACAAGGCCUGCAGUUGAGGCAGGUUGCUCGUAGACGACUUGACAAAGUUAUCAGUAGACUGCAGUCGUUGCUGGAGCAACUAUGCCGUGGAGAAGAACAAGUAGAUGAUGUUGCAAAACUUUGCCAGAAGUUGGUAUUAUCAUGUGAUCCAAGUAUACACCCCAUUUUGAAGGCCGAAUUAGCAUCUCUGCAGCAACGAGUGACCAACAUGCGUGCUGGUGUAGAAACAUGGCUGAGUUAUCUCAACAAAAGCUCUAAUUUGUGGCGGCGCUAUGAAGAAGUUUACACCAAACUCUAUACCAUUUUAAGCGAGUUACAGGCUGGAUUAUCUUCUGAUCUUCCUUCUGAUUUCAGCAGUGUUCAAGAAACAAUCAAGAAAUACCACGAAAUCACUGCUUCUUUAGAAGCCCUAAGUGGAGAUUUAUCAUUGUUAAGAACCACUCGUGAAGAGAUGAUAGAUUCACUAACUCCUGCUGACCUUCGUUUAGUAACCCAGCGAAUGUGGCGUGUCACUCAGUUGGAAGGUGAACUACUUCAUCAGUACAAGCUCAGGAUUUGCACUUUAGAGGAUAGACUGGAGUUAUGGCAGCUGUAUGACACAAGAUACCAACAAUUUCUUGCCUGGGCUAAAGACAUGGAGAUCAAAAUUGAAGGUGGCUCAGAACAGUACAUUGAUACUCUCAUUAGGAAACUUGAACAUGACUAUCAGGAAGAUAUCAAUACUAAAAGCAUUGAAAAACUUUGGCUUAUAUCUGAGGGUGAAGAAUUAAUAUCCUGCAGUAAUGAAGAUCAAGCUGCUGACUUGAAGGAGAAGGUAGAAAACAUUGAAGCAACCUGGAAGCAUAUUCAUGAUAAAUGUAAUAGCAGAAAACAGAAGCUUCAGGAUAUAGUUACCACCAUAAACAAAGCUGAGGUCACACUGGCUGAGCUGAAGGAAUGGCUCUUCUUAAUUGAGAAAAAGCUGUCAAGUCCUGUAAUUUUCCAAAAUAGCUCCAAGAAAGAAAUAGACCGUUUAUUAGAAGCAGAAGAAGAGAUAAGAAAGGAGAUCGAAAGGCAGAGUGGAACCAUAUCCUCAGUCUUAAACCUUUGUGAUAUGGUUAUUCGUGACUGUACAGAGUUUGAUGCUAAUGGUGAUACUGAUUCUUUGCAAGAAGCACAUCACAAUCUUGAACGUCGAUGGGGUGAGAUCUGCACUCGAUCUGCAGAAAGAAAAGCAUUUAUGAAAAAUACGUGGAAAAUGUGGCAGGACCUCAUUACAGUGAAUACUAGUUUUGAAACAUGGCUAACAAUGAUGGAGUCAAAAAUAAGUAAUAUAUCAUCCUCAUCAACACUUGUACCAUAUAGUGAAAUUGAGAAGAGGAUAGCCACAGUUCAUGAGCUGCAGCCAUUAAUCCAUGACCAAACACUCCAGUAUGAAAUUCUCAACCAGAACUACCGGGUGUUGGCAAGACCCUAUGGAAGAGAAAACAGAUUGGACCAAGCUAAUGAAAUCAGAACAAUGGUUAAGACUUCUAAUGCAAGAUUCCAUAUCCUUAGUUACCGUGUUACAGUUAUUUUAAGACGUCUGAUGUAUAGUAGAAAGCUAUAUGAAGAAUUUGAAAACAAGAGAGAGCAAUUAAUGGCUUGGCUUAAUGAUUUUGAUCUUAAAGUUUCUGAAUAUGAGCAUCAGCCUUCAGAUGAUCUGGAAAAUAAAAAGAAGACUCUUUUAGAACUAGUUGCUGAAUAUGAAAAAUAUGAAAGACAUUUAAAGAACUUUGAUGAUAUGAUUACCUACCUUUUCCAGAGGAGUUGCUAUUCUGAUUGCAUUAUCAUAGAAGAAAGCCUUACAGAGUAUUGGAUAACCAGAAAACACAUUCACUCAAACCUUUUGGCUUUGCAAGAGGCUAUUGAAAUUGAAAUCACUCAAAUCACAAUGAUAACUACAACAACCACACAAAUUUUAGAGACCCAAAAGACACUGAGAUUAUCUGAAGAAAGAUCACUUCAAGACCAAGAUGAUGAUUACAAAGUUCCUUUAGUGUCAGAUGCAGAGCUAUACAACUUGGAACCAACCCUUAGUUCAACAGAUAUGUCUCUGAUUGGUGCUGUGGGUGGCAGAUCCUUGGCUGUGGAGAUGCGUGUGGCACUUGAUGAGAGCAAGAGACUUUUGGCACAGUUAGAAGAAGCACUUAAAUGCCCUACACCACAGGGGGCUGAGGUUGACAAGAUGUACUAUUCCUUUUCCAAGCAGUUAGCAGGAUGUCGAUCAUCAGUAGACCUACUCACCUCCUUGGUACGACACACUGGCGAUGACAGCGAAGCAAGAGAGCUUCACCCUGAAAUAGAUGCUGCUAUAGAAGAAUUUAAACAAUUAGAGGUUCUUUCACAGGCCAAGCAACAAAGACUCAAAGAGAACAGCGAGACGUCUUCCUUGACGUGCCCGCUGUGUUGCAGACGUAACUGGCAACAGUUUGAAAAUGAUAUGUGGCGGCUGGAGCAGUGGUUAGCGCAUGCCGAGGCCACCCAGUCAACUCAGCACAGUCCACCUACACCAAUGGAGCAGUUAGAAGAAGUUGCUCAAGACCACAGGGAGUUCCUCAUGGAUCUUGAUGGCCACAAGUCAGUGAUAAUGUCACUGAACAUCAUCGGCAAGCAUCUAGCUGAACAUACACGUGAUGAGAGACGGGCUACACGAGUGAGAGAUCGUCUUACUGCUGCCAACCAGCGUUGGGAAGCAGUGUGUGCUGCAGCUUCUGUCUGGCAGGCAAAAUUGCAGACAACCCUAAUGGGUAAUGCAGAAUUCCACACUACCAUUUCUGACCUGUUGGCAUGGACAGACACAACAGAGGAGACUCUGAAAAUAGCAGCAGAAGAGGACAUGGAAGAGGCGGCUCUACGUGAGCGAGUUGGUCGUGUUUUGGAUGUACGGGCAGAAGUUGAGCGGUGUGAGCCACGUGUAGCAUCUCUGCAUGAGGCCGCACAGCACCUUCUUCCCACACAACAGGACGACCAGUGUGCUGCUGUACGCGAGCGCCUAGCACUUCUCUCUCGUCGUCUUCAGCUUCUUCUACAGAUGUGUUCACAGCACCUGACUCAGCUCUCCCAGUUGCUAGGUCAAGACUUCACAAGCUCCUUGGCAUCACUAGCAUCUUCAGGGCUGUACGAGUCUGCUGAGUUCUCUUGCUCGCGGCCAACUUCACCCAGCUCCCUGACAGCAAGCUUCCAUUCUGAUGCUCACAGUGAUGUAGGUGAUGGCAGCAAUGAGGGUGUUGUGCAGCGCUCAUACAGGUUCCUCGGGCGAGUGAUGCGUGCUGCCCUUCCCAUUCAAGCUCUUAUGCUGCUCAUGCUGGGAGUGGCCUCACUAGUCCCCACUUCUGAAGAUGACUAUGCUUGCAGCAUGGUCAAUAACUUUGCUCGCAGUUUCGACCCAAUGCUGCGAUACCCUAAUGGUCCACCUCCAUUCUAAGUCCCCCCGUAUCUUAAUCGCAACUCCCAAAGGAGUAUCCUGUCUUCCUAAGGAUCUGAAACUCGUGAUAAUUAUUUUAACCAAAUGCGACUCAAAAUAAACUACUUGGUCUAAUUAUUCUCAUGUGAAUGUAAGUUUUAUCUCUGGUAAAACGUACCUGUUAAAAGUGCAUAAAUAUAUAAUAUAUAUUAUAAUGUUCAGCUUACAGUUGCAUCUUGAUUAGUUUAGUGAGGCUCUGAAAAUGGUCAUAAUGUUUUAAUCAGUUUGUGGCUUAUAAUUAUAUGGUAAAGUUGUUGAUUUUAUCAAGUUUAAUACUAUUAAAUAUUUUAAUGGUGAUGUAAUGAUUAUAAAAGUUCCUUAAGUAAGUGCCCGCUGUUUUAAUUAUGGAUGAAGAGAACUGAUAAGCUUCAUCUUAUUUUUACAUAAUUCUUUGCCCAGGUUAAGGAUGCAGUGUUGUCUAUUACUGUGUAUAUAGUCGACGAGAUGCUUACUGUAGUAACUCUAUACCCAGACUAUACUUGACUUCCCAACUAUGGACAUCACCUGGUGCUAUUGUCUGAACACACUUUGGUGUUGGUGAUCCUGAAAGCUGUUACAGAACUGAUGAGUAGGUGCUAUAAGAAUUUAUCAUGACCUUAAGAAAUUAAAAUUUAUAUUAAUAUUUAAUUGAGACUAAUAUGAUGUAAUAGUGAAUAUAUUUUACUCUUAAUUGAUGGACUCAGGUUGAAGAGUUGGUUAGUAAUUUAAGAGAAGUGGAAGUGGUGAUACUGUAGUCUAUAGAAGUCUUUCAGUCAUCAUUAGGUAAUUUUGCAUUAGCAGUAGAUAAAUUAUCUGCUGCUUA